Molecule: messenger RNA, 1588 nt
Organism: Epinephelus lanceolatus (giant grouper)
Lineage: Eukaryota; Metazoa; Chordata; Actinopteri; Perciformes; Serranidae
Gene: chmp2a
Product: charged multivesicular body protein 2A
Biological process (GO): vacuolar transport
Source: RefSeq, a predicted model, not a curated record
GGAAGUGAAACUAUCGCAACACGGAAGUGUAGGAAAGAAAACAAAUAAUCGUUCUAAUUUGUCUCGACUCGGAGUCGGAGAAGACGCUUUAAACAUCUUUACGGAUCACCGCCAUCAAACGACCAGAUGGACAAACUGUUUGGGAGAAGGAAGACUCCGGAGGAGAUGCUGAGGCAGAAUCAGAGGGCGCUCAACCGAGCCAUGAGAGAACUGGACCGAGAGCGUCAGAAACUGGAGCAACAGGAGAAGAAGAUCAUCGCUGACAUAAAGAAACUGGCCAAACAAGGACAAAUGGACGCCGUCAAGAUCAUGGCGAAAGACUUAGUUCGCACGCGGCGCUACGUCAAGAAGUUCAUCAUGAUGAGAGCCAACAUUCAGGCUGUCAGUCUAAAGAUACAGACGCUCAAGUCCAACAACAGCAUGGCACAGGCGAUGAAAGGCGUCACCAAAGCCAUGGCCACCAUGAACAAACAGCUGAAACUGCCUCAGAUUCAGAAGAUCAUGAUGGAAUUUGAAAAACAGAGUGAAAUCAUGGACAUGAAGGAGGAGAUGAUGAACGACGCUAUUGACGACGCCAUGGGUGAUGAGGAUGAUGAGGAGGAGAGUGACGCCAUCGUGUCCCAAGUUCUGGAUGAGCUGGGUCUCAAUCUGUCUGAUCAGCUGUCAGAUCUCCCAAGCACCGGAGGAAGCUUGUCGGUGGCCGGAGGAAAGAAAGCCGAGCCCCAAGCCGCCCUGGCCGACGCUGACGCCGAUCUGGAGGAGCGGCUGAAUAACCUCAGGAGAACUUAAACCUACAGCAAAGUGUCAGACACUGUGUUAAUACAGAUACUCCAAUCUCUGUGUUUAGAGUCUUCUGAAGGUAUAACUGGCAGAACACCUGCCGACUCAGCUGUGUCAUGAAGGUGUGUGGCUUUCAGUUUGAGCUGUUUUCAUUUUAUGCGUGUAUUAUGUAUUUUAUCAAAAGACAAAAAGUAAAAGUCUACAAGGGUCAUUAUCCUUCAUAGGUCUCUCAUGUAAGAAAAUGCCGCGUGACACAUUGUCUGAAAGUGAAAAUGUAUUUCGCAGUCUGUGUGUGAAUACUAACUCCUCGACGCACCUCAUUUCCCACCUUAAAUUAACACUACAAUGGAACCAAAUGAAAGACGGUAACAUGGCAGAUAUUUUAUGUCAGCACUUUUUGUACAUGAAGCUGGUUUAGCGUUCUUUAUCUUCAUCAUCAUCAUCAUAUAAAAUGUGCUGUUGUAGCUCUCUGCUGACUUUUGAUUAUGUUUAUCUGUGGGUGGUGACGGUCGUUGGGGUCCAGAUGAAGAUGUUUUAUCUCAACAUCAUAUCUGUCUGAAUUUACUAAUGGCACAGUUUAUUUUACACAAAUAUAAUAAAGGAUAGAGAGAGAGAGGUGUGUGCAGCUGACUCUUCUCCAGUGGAAAGGCUCUCCUGCCUGGUGACUGUGGUGGAGUGGUGUUUUUGAGAUGGGCAGGAUUUUCACCAAACUUUAGUAAGAGUCAGCGGCGUUUUGGUUUUUUCUUGAGAAACUUUACUGUUUUUGCUUUUCUUUGUUGAAUAAACAUUUUUUUCCAGAUUAAACUAA